Messenger RNA from Ostrea edulis (European flat oyster), 2184 nucleotides. RefSeq lists its product as uncharacterized. The transcript has 2 exons. The record is from RefSeq and is a predicted model, not a curated record. The coding region runs from base 1 to 2184 and encodes 727 amino acids. NCBI's taxonomy places the organism in Eukaryota, Metazoa, Mollusca, Bivalvia, Ostreida, Ostreidae. Gene Ontology annotation, molecular function: nucleic acid binding; zinc ion binding.
AUGGCGGCACUAGGAUUAAUUGGAAAAAUUGACCCCUUCGAUGAGACAAUCGAACCGUGGGAAAGUUACGUUGAGCGCUUUGAACAGUACUUCGAAGUCAACGAAAUAGAUGCAGGAAAGAAGGUACCGUCGUUAUUAUGUCUUAUUGGUGGAAAAUUGUAUUCUUUGUUACGUGACCUAACUUUUCCUGACAAGCCUGCAGCAAAAUCUUAUGGAGAACUUGUGACUUUACUAAAUAACCACUUGUCCCCGAAACCCCUUAGCACGACAGAGCGCUUCCGUUUUGACAAGCGUGAUCAAAAGGAGGGAGAGACGAUAGCUGAGUAUAUAGCUCAACUAAAGAAACUUACGAUUCAUUGUGAUUUUAAUGCAUCGCUGAACGAGAAACUUCGAGACCGAUUAGUUUGUGGUAUGAGACAUGCCCACAUUCAAAAGCGUUUGCUAUCGGAAAAAGACUUAUCUUUCGGAAAAGCAGUGGAAAUCAGUCUUGCAAUGGAAUCAGCUGCCAAGGACGCUACAGAAUUACAGUCAAGGAACAAGACAGAGACCGGGGCAGUAAACAAACUUCAAACACGUGCGACUCCCAGGAAUAAACAUCCUAAGUCGAACGAUUACAGAAAAGAUACGGUGCGAUGUUACAGAUGUAACGGAGGCGGACACACAGCACAAGACUGUCGAUUCAAAGAUACGGUGUGCCAUAACUGCAACAAACGUAGACACAUCAAGAAAGCGUGUCGGUCCAAUCCCAAGAAACCUGUUCGUAAGAAACCGAUUAGAUACGUGGAUGAAUACCAGGAUGAUGGUGGUGAUUGCAUCGCCAGUUUAGAACUAAAUAACCUAUCAAGUAAAGAUAUCAUCUGGAUCAACCUGAAAUUGAAUGGCAUUUCAUCACAGAUGGAAUUGGAUACCGGAUCGGCUGUCUCAGUGAUGGCUGAGGAUGAAUUCCAUAGGAAGUUUGGAAAACAGAAAUUUAGAAAACCAGACAUGAUACUACGAACAUAUUCAGGAGAACACAUUAAACCAGUCGGUUGUGUUAACGUGCAAGUAGAAUACAAUGACAGUAGUUACACAUUGCCAUUGUAUGUGGUUCAAAAAGGAGGACCCGCACUUCUUGGCAGGGAUUGGCUGAGAAAAAUUCCAUUGGACUGGAAAGUGAUUAAAGAAACACAUGCCAUGCACUCUGUGAAGGUGACGAGCAUCAGUGAAAUUCUGGACAAAUACAAAGACGUAUUUAACGAUGAUGUUGGUACUUUGAAGGGUAUCACAGCGAAGCUGUCUCUCAAAGAAAACAAACCCAAGUACGUCAAAGCUAGGACUGUACCAUUUUCAUUGCGAGCAAAAGUUGAGGAGGAACUUGAGAGGUUGGAAGCAGAAGAUGAAGAGCAUCUACAAAACUUAGAAAAGGUGUUGCAGAGACUUAGUGAAUACGGUUUGCGUGCGAACUUAAACAAGUGUGAAUUUUUCAAAGAGAACAUCACAUUCUGUGGACACGUCAUUGAUAGACAUGGUCUACACAAGACACCAGAAAAGGUUGCUGCUAUUGUCAAGGCACCAUCACCCUCCAACGUGUCGCAGCUUAGGUCCUUUCUUGGAUUGGUGAAUUAUUAUGGGAAAUUCUUACCGGAUUUGGCAACUGUACUUGGACCUUUACACAAGUUGCUGCAGAAGGACUGUCAAUGGAAAUGGACUGAAGCCUGUGAGGAGUCUUUCAACAAGGUCAAGGACUUGGUUGCUUCAGAUAUGGUGUUGACGCACUACAGUCCAGAUCUGCCUAUUUCGUUAGCAUGUGAUGCAUCGCCAUAUGGACUUGGCGCAGUGAUUUCACAUGAGUUACCGGAUGGAACCGAGAAACCAAUUGCAUUUGCUUCUCGUUCUCUUGCGCCUGCAGAGAAGAACUACUCCCAAAUUGAUAAAGAAGCCUUAAAAAUUAUCUGGGGAAUCAAGAAGUUUCACGCUAAUUUGUUUGGAAGAAAAUUCAAGUUGAUCACAGAUCAUCAGCCCUUGAUUCAUAUAUUCAAUCCUCAGAAAGGUGUACCAGUGACUGCAUCAUCACGAUUACAGCGUUAUUCUCUAUUCUUGUCAGCAUACAACUAUGAGAUCGGAUUCAGGAAACAACCAAGCAUGCUAAUGCAGAUUCAAUGUCGCGACUACCCUUGGAAAGCACAGAGUCUGACUUAUCCAUAG